GAAGCGGAACCUAACCGGAAGCACGUGUCGGUGACGUCGUCCUUGGAAAACAAAAACAAACCUGUGUGUUGCAAUAUUUCUGUUUUCAAUCGACGUUUGGUCAGCGCCUAAAAUCGUUCGUGUCGUCUUUGGUGUGCGCCUUAUGAUUGUUCCCACCGAAGCUGCAGUUUACCGGUAAUUGCUUGUUUGAGAGCCAUGGCCCAGCAGAGAGGAGUAAACAGCCUGCAGUUCAAUCAGGACCAAAGCUGUUUCUGCUGCGCUAUGGAGACGGGGGUCAGGAUUUACAACGUGGAGCCUCUAAUGGAGAAGGGCCACCUGGACCAUGAGCAGGUUGGCAGUGUAGCCCUGUGCUCCAUGCUGCAUCGCUCUAACCUGCUGGCCAUAAUUGGAGGUGGAGUCAAUCCUAAAUUCUCAGAAAUAUCUGUGUUGAUCUGGGACGAUGCUCGGGAGUCACGGGAUCCUAAGGACAAACUGGUGCUGGAAUUCACCUUCACCAAGCCUGUUCUGGCUGUCCGCAUGAGACACGACAAGAUCAUCAUUGUGCUGAAGAACAGGAUCUAUGUGUACAGUUUUCCAGACAACCCUGUCAAGCUUUUUGAGUUUGACACCAGAGAUAACCCCAAAGGUCUUUGUGAUUUGUGUCCCAGUUUGGAGAAACAGCUUCUGGUCUUCCCAGGUCACAAAUGUGGCAGCCUGCAGCUGGUUGACCUGUCCAACACCAAACCUGGAACAUCAUCUGCCCCUUUUACUAUCAACGCCCAUCAGAGCGAGAUUGCCUGUGUGGCCCUCAACCAGCCCGGCAGCGUGGCAGCUUCAGCCUCUCGUAAAGGAACCCUCAUCCGCCUGUUCGACACAACGACCAGGGACAAACUGGUGGAGCUGCGCAGAGGAACAGACCCUGCCACUCUUUACUGCAUCAACUUCAGCCAUGACUCAUCUUUCUUGUGCGCAUCCAGUGACAAAGGCACAGUUCACAUCUUUGCACUCAAAGACACCAAACUCAACCGUCGCUCUGCGCUGGCACGUGUUGGGAAGGUGGGUCCUGUGAUUGGUCAGUAUGUGGACAGCCAAUGGUCAUUGGCCAGCUUUACUGUGCCUGCUGAGUGUGCCUGUAUCUGUGCUUUUGGAAAGAAUACUUCCAAGAACGUCAACUCAGUCAUUGCCAUAUGUGUGGACGGGACCUUCCAUAAGUAUGUGUUCACCCCUGAUGGAAACUGCAAUCGAGAGGCCUUCGAUGUGUAUCUGGACAUAUGUGAUGAUGAUGACUUUUAAGGCCACACAGAGAAACCAGUUAUAGAUGAACAUGAGAAUUAUGAAUGGAAACAGACUACUUUUAAUGAAUUAUCUCCUGUUGUGAAUCUGAGGAGCACGGACUUCAUGCAAAGAGUCUGUUAUAUGAAGUUUUAUGUAAUCAGUUUUACUUACAGUGUAUAGCAGUGUGAAUAUAAAGUUUUCUAUUGGGCUGUUAAUCAUCACUCUGAAAAGUUUAUGUUAUAUGGUAAAAACAGAAAUGUAUGUUAUGUAUGUUGUAUUUCUUGGAAACUAAUAUUGAAUUAAAAAUGACACUGAAAUUUUAA
Oreochromis aureus is the source of this 1577-nucleotide messenger RNA. It is a transcript of the gene wdr45, whose product is annotated as WD repeat domain 45. NCBI's taxonomy places the organism in Eukaryota, Metazoa, Chordata, Actinopteri, Cichliformes, Cichlidae. Gene Ontology annotation, molecular function: protein binding; phosphatidylinositol-3-phosphate binding; phosphatidylinositol-3,5-bisphosphate binding. The record is from RefSeq and is a predicted model, not a curated record. The transcript has 11 exons. Gene Ontology annotation, biological process: autophagy of mitochondrion; protein lipidation; nucleophagy. Bases 196 to 1272 code for a protein of 358 amino acids. Gene Ontology annotation, cellular component: cytosol; phagophore assembly site membrane; extrinsic component of membrane.